Molecule: messenger RNA, 5406 nt
Organism: Mus musculus (house mouse)
Lineage: Eukaryota; Metazoa; Chordata; Mammalia; Rodentia; Muridae
Gene: Rbm12b1
Product: RNA binding motif protein 12 B1
Exons: 2
Coding region: 514-3024 (836 amino acids)
Molecular function (GO): RNA binding; nucleic acid binding
Source: RefSeq, a predicted model, not a curated record
AUGCACAAAAGCUUUAUAUUACCUAAGGAAAAGCCUUCCUCCAGUCCCCUAACCACUGCAAGCAGCUCUAUGCAUCUCUGCACAAGUGAGUCCAGAGCGCCCCUGUUGUGGGUUGGAUCUGAACUGCGCAUGAGCAGAGAGACGGUGCAUCGGUUUGUCUGGACCGGAGGGGAGUGUGGUCUCCAUUUUCUUCCGGCCGUGUUGGGCCUGGUAGGCCGUGCGGAGACUGCGGCGUCGAGGAGCGUCCCUUCUCCGUUUGUGUGGUGUGUGGUCACUGCCCGGUGCGAAGCACUUCUCAGGAUGCCGGGCAUGGGGCAAGGGAGGGGGUGAGAGCCGGAAGCACGGGCGUGCUGGGCGGGGGGCGAGCGCGGCUGGUGCGGUUAGGGCGGCGCUCGCUGACCCCCGACUUCCUCCUGUCAGCCUCCGUGUGGCGGCGAGUGAGCUUCCUGGGAUCUUGACAGCGAAAAUCUCGGAGCAGCGCCUAGGUCAUUAUUGCUGUGGCUUGAGCUCAGCAUGGCUGUAGUCAUCCGUUUACUGGGGCUUCCUUUUAUUGCGGGUCCUGUGGAUAUCCGUCACUUCUUCAAGGGAUUGACUAUUCCUGAUGGAGGAGUGCAUAUAAUUGGAGGGAAAGUUGGGGAGGCUUUUAUAAUUUUUGCAACAGAUGAAGAUGCAAGACGUGCUAUAAGUCGCUCAGGAGGGUUUAUCAAGGAUUCAUCUGUAGAGCUUUUUCUUAGUAGCAAGGUAGAAAUGCAGAAGACCAUAGAAAUGAAAAGAACUGCUCGAGUAGGAAGAGGGCGACCAGGAUCCGGGGCAUCAGGGGUUGGCAACGUGUAUCAUUUUAGUGAUGCUCUGAAGGAAGAAGAAAGUUAUUCUGGAUAUGGCUCUUCGGUUAAUCGAGAUGCUGGGUUUCAUACAAAUGGUACAGGACUUGACUUAAGGCCAAGAAAGACCAGGCCAUUGAAGGCUGAGAAUCCUUACUUAUUUCUACGAGGUUUGCCUUACUUAGUAAAUGAAGAUGAUGUCCGUGUCUUUUUCUCUGGUUUGUGUGUAGAUGGAGUAAUUCUCUUAAAACAUCAUGAUGGCCGAAAUAAUGGUGAUGCUAUAGUAAAAUUUGCUUCAUGUGUUGAUGCUUCAGGAGGUCUUAAAUGCCAUAGAAGUUUCAUGGGUUCAAGAUUUAUAGAAGUCAUGCAGGGUUCAGAACAACAGUGGAUUGAAUUUGGUGGUACUGCAACCGAGGGCGGUGACACUCCUCGUAUGAGAUCUGAAGAGCAUUCUCCUUCAAGAAGGAUUAAUGGUAGACAUUUUCGGAAACGGUCUCAUUCAAAAUCUCCUAGAGCACGUUCUCGCUCUCCUCUUGGAUUUUAUGUUCACUUAAAAAAUCUGUCCUUAAAUACUAACAAAAGAGAUUUAAGGAAUCUCUUUAGAGAUACUGACCUGACUAAUGACCAGAUUAAGUUUGUGUAUAAAGAUGAAAGAAGAACACGCUAUGCCUUUGUGAUGUUCAAGAAUCAAAAAGACUAUAAUACUGCCCUGGGUUUGCAUAAGACUGUUUUACAAUAUCGUCCAGUCCUUAUUGAUCCAGUGUCUAGGAAGGAAAUGGUGAGAAUCAUUGAAUGCUAUGAGAAGAAGAGACCAGAGUCUUUAGAGAAGGAAAGGCCAGGACGUGUUUCACAAAAGUACUCUCAAGAAGGCUUCUCUGGCUCUGGUCAGAAGCUGUGCAUAUAUAUAAGAAAUUUACCAUUUGAUGUUACAAAGGGUGAAGUGCAGAAGUUCUUUGCAGACUUUUCUCUUGUUGAGGAUGACAUUUAUCUGCUUUGUGAUGACAAGGGAGUUGGUUUGGGAGAAGCACUGGUGAGAUUUAAAUCAGAAGAACAAGCCAUGAAAGCUGAACGUUUGAACCGACAAAGAUUCUUGGGGAUAGAGGUGUUGUUAAGACUUAUAUCUGAGGAACAAAUGCAGGAGUUUGGUGUAAAGUCUUCCUGGUUGUCUAAUGAGAGGACACAAGCGUGUUCCAGGUCACACGAUGGAGAUGACUGUUCCUGUUUGUUUGACUUAAAAGAUCCGUCAUCCUGUUCAUUUGGCCAGUCUGAAAGCCUUCGUUACCAUCCAAAAGACUUAAGGAAAAUGGGUCAUUUCAAGCAUCCCCAAGGGUAUUUCCGGCAGUCUGACAGGCGCUCUCCUGAGGACUUCAGGCACUCCCCAGAAGACUAUAGGCACCCCUGGGAGGAGCAUACCAGCCACUCUAGGGAGGAAGACUGGAGACUGCCUCUGGAGGAUUGGAAAUGGUCACAGGAAGAUGAUUUUAGGCAGUGUCAUGAGAAAGAUCGUAGGCAGCUAAGAAGCCCUUGGGAAGAAGACUUCAGACGGCCAUCUCAGGAGCACUUCAGGAGAUCCUAUCAGGAGCACAUUAGACAGCCACCCGAAGAACAUUUCAGGCGUUCCCGAGAGGAAGAUUUCAGGCAUGUGGCUGAUGAAGACUUUAGGCAAGCUUCUGAUGAGGACUUCCGGACCUCCCAAGAAGAUUUGAGAUAUCCCACUGAUGAGGACUUUAGGAGGGUGUCUGUGGAAGACCUCAGGGAAGUUCCAGAGAAGGACCUUCGACUUCCUAAAAAUUUUAGAUCUCCUGGAGAGGAGUUUUGGACCCCACCUGAUUUCAGAGGUCAACAUCCCUUUGGGAACUUUGAUCAUCUACAAGGUGGCAAAUUUGAUUUUGAAAAGUAUAAAUUUGGAAGUUUUCCUGAUGCAAAAGUUACCUCUGAUCUAAAUUUAAAUUGUGUUUCAGAUAAAAUAAUUCCUGUUAAGAUAUCCAAUCUUCCAUUCAAAGCUAAUGCUAGUGAAAUUCUAGACUUUUUUCAUGGUUAUAAAGUCAUACCUGAUUCCGUUUCAUUACAGUAUAAUGAGCAAGGAUUACCUAUAGGAGAAGCCAUUGUUGCUAUGACAAAUUAUAAUGAAGCUCUAGCUGCAGUUAAAGAUCUAAGUGGUAGACCAGUUGGUCCCCGCAAAGUUAAGCUUAGUUUGCUUUAGAGGGCCUUUCUAAGUAAACAGUUUUCUUCCACAGUGUUCAUGCAGUGAAAGUAAAGUUUUUUAUAGAGAUGAAAAAUUUUAUUUUUAACUUGUGAAUAGAAAAAAUGUGUUAUGUAAAUCUCGUUUCUUUUUGCUUAUAAAUGGACAUUCUUUUACCCCCUAAUUAAAAAUAAAAAAUAUUCUGUUCUUGACAGGUGGAAGAGAAUUUCCUGUAUUCAUUGUGUUCAUUCAUUUAUUUUUGUAUUUUGUUUUUAACCAUAUAAGGAAAUGAACACUGACUGAUGUCUUAGUCAGGGCUUCCAUACCUACACAAGCAUCAUGACAAGAAACAAGUUGGGGAGGAAAGGGUUUAUUCAGCUUACACUUCAUCUUGCUGUUCAUCACCAAAGGAAGUCAGGACUGAAAUUCAAGCAGGAACUGAUGCAGAGGCCAUGGAGGGAUGUUCCUUACUGGCUUGCUUCUCCUGGCUUGCUCUGCUUGCUUUCUUAUAGAACUCAAGACUACCAGCCCAGAGAUGGUACUACCUACUUGGAGCCCUCCCCUCUUUAUCACUAAUUGAGAAAAUGCCCCACAGCUGGAUCUUAUCGAGGUCCAGCUUAAGAAGUUGACAUAUAAAACCAGCCAGUACAAUUGACCCCUUGUCAACUUGACACAUAAACACAUCACUAUUAAGCCUUAUCCCUUACUUUCUUACGAAGAUCUAAAUAACUUUAAAAACCCCAUAGUCUUUACAUAUUAAAAGUUCACUCCCUUUAAAAUAUCAUUAAAAAUCUCAAGUCUUUUUACAUUAAAAGUCUCUUAACUGUGGGCUCCACUAAAAUACUUUUCUUCUUUCAAGAGGGAAAAAUAUCAGGGCAAGGUCACAGUCUAAAGCAAAAUCAAACUCCACCGGUCCAAUGUCUGGGAUCCACUCACCAUCUUCUAGACUCCUCCAAGGGCUUGGGUCACAUCUCCAGCCCUGCCCAUUAUAGCACACAGCUUGUCUUCUAGGCUCCAGCUGCCUAUACUCCACUGCUGCUGCUGUUCUUGUGGUCAUCUGAUGGUAGUGUCAUCUCCAAAACAUUGCUGUCUUCUACUGUAUCUAUGUUUCACCUAAGGCCUCUCAUAGGCUUUCUUCAUGGUGCCAAGCCUCAACUCCUUUGCAUGACCCCUUCAGUCCUGGACUAUCAAUUGCAACUGAGUCUGCACCUUCACCAAUGGCCUUCCACAGCCUCUCACAGUGCUGAUCCUCAGCUGCUCUUCAUGACCCCUUCAUGACUUCAAAACCAGUACUAGUGACUGACUCUUACACAUUACCAAGUCCAGUUGCAACACAAGGUACAACCUUUGUUAUCUCUGGAACACACUGCUCUUUGUGCUCUUAGAAAACACUUCCCAGAAGAUUUCACCUCAAUGGUGCUGUUCUCUUUUUAGUUACUGCUAAUUCCUUAGCUCCAGCUAACCAGCAUCAAUAGUCCCAGUAACACAAAGGUUCACUUUAGUGGUUCAAGUAUCUUGUUAAUCACAGCUGAUUCUUCAGCCCCAGCUAAUCAAAACCACAGAAUCUUCACAAUCAAAAUAGCAACAGCCAUGAUAGGAGUCUUUACUCUUCUCUCUGGAAUUUCACAAGCCAGGGCUCCAUCUGUUAUCAACAUUAUCUUCUAAUCUCCUACACAACAUCCCACAGAGCUCUUAACACCAAAUGAAUCUUCUAACCCAAAGUUCCAAAAUCCUUCCACGGUCCUCCCCAAAACUUGAUAAGGUGUCACAGGAAUACCCCACUAUGCUGGUACGAUUUUGUCUUUGUCAGAGUUUCUAUUCCUGCACAAACAUCAUGACCAAGAAGCAAGUUGGGAGGAAAGGGUUUAUUCAACUUACACUUUCAUGUUGCUGUUCACCACCAAAGGAAGUCAGGACUGGAACUCAAGCAGGUCAAGAAGCAGGAGCUGAUGCAGAUGCCAUGGAGGGAUGUUCCUUACUGGCUUGCUUCCCCUGACUUGCUCUGCUUGCUUGCUUAUAGAACUCAAGACUACCAGCCUAGAGAUGGUACCAUGCACAAGGGGCCCUCCCCCCUCGAUCACUAAUUGAGAAAAUGCCCCACAGCUGGAUCUCAUGGAGGUACUUCCCCAACUGAAGCUCUGUGAUAACUCCAGCUUGUGUCAAGGUGACAACAUAAAACCAUUGAGUACAACUGAUUAAUCAGGUUUGGCACUUUUAUUGCUACUUGCCUGAAAAAGUGUUUGUGGAGACAUUGUGCCAAUGUCUCCUAUGAACUUUAACUAGUCCAAAAAUGAACUUACUGUGAAAUGAAAUUUUCUCAUGUGAUGCCUCAGGAAAAUCUCAAAAUUUGUAUUCACAACUUUGUAAAGUUUUAUAAAAAUAAAAUUUCACUUGAAAUACUUA